Molecule: messenger RNA, 4027 nt
Organism: Cajanus cajan (pigeon pea)
Lineage: Eukaryota; Viridiplantae; Streptophyta; Magnoliopsida; Fabales; Fabaceae
Product: filament-like plant protein 4
Source: RefSeq, a predicted model, not a curated record
CUUUCCGCUUCAGUCCUUCGAUGCUCCUUGUUCUUUACUUGAUUCCUUGUUUCUUUCUAGAAAUUUUUUCUCAUUAUUCUUACUGCAAUACUAAUACAACUUCUGUUGCUUAAUUUGUUCCUCUUCCACGUCGUUUUGUUUCCAUUCGAUUACUCGUCAUUGCCGCGGUUUUUCUUAAUCUAUUAGUUUUUACUCGUCAUUGCCGCGGUUUUUCUUAAUCUAUUAGUUUUUGUUUUUGUCAGUGUGUGUUCGUGUUCCUAGCGCUUCCAAUUCAAUUGUUGCGGUUAAUGUUUAUAUAUCUUCAUUGUUUCUAAAUUAGGAAGAAAAGAACGAAGUCGGAAACUGUUCAAUUCGUUUCUGAAAAAUUGAUACGAUUUUUCCUCGGAUUAUGUGUUUUUGUAUUUCUUAAAAAUCUGGAUUAAUUUGGAUCUCAUUUUGAGCCGCGAAGACGAUUGAUUAUUGAUAUUCAUGUCUGAGGUCGAAUGCGUGAAUCAAAACGGGUGUCCGUACUUUUCAAUGGACCGACGCUGGCCAUGGAAAAAAAAAUCAUCGGACAAGGCUGUGCUUGAGAAAGCGGCUGCGGAAUUGGACUCUGCUGCGGGUGCUUCCACUCAGGUUAAUCAGAAGCCGAGCUACGUCCAAAUCUCCGUAGAGUCAUAUUCCCAUCUGACUGGUUUAGAGGAUCAAGUGAAGACAUAUGAAGAAAAAGUUCAGACACUGGAGGAUGAGAUCAAGGAAUUAAAUGAAAAACUGUCAGCAGCAAAUUCAGAGAUAAAUACUAAGGAAAGCUUGGUAAAACAGCAUGCUAAAGUAGCAGAAGAGGCUGUCUCAGGUUGGGAAAAGGCCGAAGCAGAAGCUUUGGCAUUGAAGAACCAUCUGGAAACUGUAACUCUUUCAAAACUCACUGCUGAGGACCAGGCAUCGCAGUUAGAUGGUGCUCUUAAAGAGUGUAUGCGACAGAUAAGAAACCUGAAGGAAGAACAUGAACAGAAAAUACAGGAAGUUGCUCUCACAAAAAACAAGCAAUUGGACAAGAUUAAGGGUGAGUUUGAGGCUAAGAUUCACAACUUUGAACAGGAACUCCUCAGGUCUGCUGCUGACAAUGCAGCUCUGUCAAGGUCAUUGCAAGAGCGCUCUAAUAUGAUAGUCAAUUUAAGUGAAGAAAAAGCUCAUGCGGAGGCUGAAAUUGAGCUUCUUAAGGGCAACAUUGAAUCAUGUGAAAGAGAAAUCAAUUCACUCAAAUAUGAGCUUCAUGUUAUUUCCAAAGAGCUUGAGAUUCGCAAUGAAGAGAAGAACAUGAGUAUGAGGUCCGCGGAAGUUGCUAACAAGCAGCAUAUAGAGGGUGUUAAAAAAAUUGCCAAAUUAGAGGCUGAGUGCCAAAGAUUACGUGGUCUAGUGCGGAAAAAGUUACCUGGUCCAGCUGCACUUGCACAAAUGAAGCUAGAAGUUGAAAGUCUUGGUCGAGAAUAUGGAGACACUCGAUUAAGGAAGUCUCCUGUCAAACCUGCUAGUCCUCACCUGUCCCCAUUGCCUGGUUUCUCCCUAGAUAAUGCACAGAAGUUCCACAAAGAUAAUGAAUUCCUUACAGAGCGUUUAUUGGCAAUGGAAGAAGAAACAAAGAUGCUCAAAGAAGCUUUGGCAAAACGUAACAGUGAAUUGCAGGCUUCAAGGAGUAUGUGUGCUAAAACUUUGAGCAAACUUCAAGUUUUGGAAGCACAAGUUCAGAUGGGUAAUCAGCAGAAGGGAUCUCCUAAAUCAAUCAUCCAUGUAAACCAUGAAAACAUAUACAGUCAAAAUGUCAGCAAUGCACCAAGCUUGAUCUCCAUGUCUGAAGAUGGAAAUGAUGAUGUGGUAAGUUGUGCCGAGUCUUGGUCUACAGCAAUACUCUCUGAGCUAUCCCAAUUCCCUAAAGAAAGGAAUACUGAGGAAUUAAGUAAAUCUGAUGCCACUAAGAAGUUGGAACUAAUGGAUGACUUUCUGGAGGUGGAGAAAUUGGCCCGAUUAUCAAAUGAUUCCUGUGGAGUUUCAUUUACUUCAAACAAUAUAACAAAUGAAACUGUGACCAAUGAUGUAUCAGAAGUCAGUACAGUGGAAGAUGUUCCCUCUAACCCCAAAGAGAAUAGUGAUCCAAAUCCAUUGCCAAGUGAGGUGUCUUCUGCUGAAGAAUUGUCAUCACCUGAUCCCCAAUCUGAUGUUCGUGGCUUGUCACUUGCAGAGCUUCAAUCAAGGAUAUCAUCAGUGUUUGAGUCCAUGGCGAAGGAUGCUGAUAUGGAGAAGAUCCUGAAUGAUAUCAAACACAUUCUUAAAGAGGCAUGUGACACUUCCAUCCAGGACUCUCUAUCUGCCAUUCCCCGUGAUGACAAACCUUCUGAUAUUACAUGUGAUAACCAGGGUAAUACUGAAGAUGCUGGCUUAAAUGCUGAAAAAGAUAUAAUUUCAUCCCAGCAAACUACAGAAUAUGUGCAGAUAACUUUGGAUUUAGAAGCUGCAAUUUCCCAAAUUCAUGACUUUGUCUUGUUCCUAACCAAAGAAGCAAUGACAGCACAUGAUAUAUCUUCUGAUGGAGAUGGAAUAAGCCAAAAGAUGGAGGAGUUAUCUGUUACUUUUAAUAAAGUUACAUCCAAUGAAGCAAGUUUGCUACAGUUUGUUGUAGACCUGUCUAAUGUUCUAGCCAAGGCAAGUGAAUUCAGAUUCAAUAUCCUUGGUUAUAAGGGUACGGAAGCUGAAAGCAAUAGUCCUGAUUGCAUUGAUAAGAUUGCUCUGCCUGAAAAUAAAUUAGUUCAAGACGAUUCAUCAGGAGAGAGAUAUCAAAAUGGUCAUUCCCAUAUUCUUAAUCCCUGUUCUGAUCCUGAGGUUCCCGAUGAUGGAAAUUUGGCCUCGGGCUAUGAAACAAAUGGGACGUCACAGAAGUUCUCAAUGGAGGACUUUGAAGAAUUGAAAUUAGAGAAAGAGAAGGCAGUCGCUGAUCUGUCAAAGUGUGCUGAAAAUCUUGAAAUUACGAAGUCUCGGUUACUGGAGACAGAGCAACAUCUAGCUGAAGUUAAAUCACAAUUGGCUUCUGCUCAAAGAUCAAACAGCCUGGCUGAAACGCAAUUAAAAUGUAUGACAGAAUCGUACAGGUCAAUUGAAACACGUGCAAAGGAGUUUGAAACUGAGCUUAAUCAUCUGCGCAUGAAGACCGAAACUCUGGAGAAUGAACUUGAAGAUGAAAAGAGGGUUCAUGAAGAAGCUUUGGCCAAGUACAGGGAGCUAGAAGAACAAUUACAAAGGAAUGAAAACUCAGCUGCUGAUAAUGACAUCAAGACUAAGCAGGAGAGAGACUUGGCAGCUGCUGCUGAAAAGCUAGCAGAGUGUCAGGAAACCAUAUUUCUUCUUGGCAAACAGUUAAAGUCUCUGCAUCCUCAAACAGAGCCAAUGGGAUCUCCGUAUUCAAAGGCUGAAGGCUUCACAGAGCUUGAACCUUACUCUAGAAGCCAAAAUUUGCAAGAUCAGGCUGAGAUGGACAGUGCUACUUCUGCAUUUGUGCAAAGACUGGGUGGGGAAUCCCCCUUACAUUUUGCCAACACUUUACACAGUCCACCACAUAAUGAGUCAAACUUUCCAGCCAUAUCUCCUGUACAGAAUCCAAACCACAACCCUAUGAAGUCAACCUCUUCUUCAGCUUCGUCCACUCCUACACCAGAAAAACACACCCGAGGUUUUAGCAGAUUCUUUUCAUCAAAAGGAAAAAACGGUCAUUGAGCUUGCAGCAUGCAUGACCUUGAGAUAUCAUGAUUUAGGACCACGCUGUAACCUCCAUGAUUUAACAGAAUUGGGUUUUUGGGAGGUUUAUCGGGUGAUUCUUGUAUCUAAUGGUUGUACAUGGUAAACAUAUAUUUUUCUUCUUUUCCUUUCCAUUGUUUUAUUCUCCCUGUUCUGUAAUUUAAUUAGCAAACAUUGACAUAGUCUCUGAAUUAUUACAGGAUGCGUUGAAUAUGUUGUAUUUCACAAAUUUAUGCACCAUACCUUGAUUCUUUACCAACGAUAA